UGUACGAAUACCCAUACACCCUGGUAGGGGUCAGCCCCAGGCUACACCUUGUACGCCCAAAUCAGGUUAUUGCGUAUUCGUUGGCGGCAUUUUUUUAACAUCGUCUUUGAGUAAGUGGCAGCGCAUUUCGUUAGGAAAAGGGAUACAACCAAAGAGGAUAGCUGGUAAAGAGACAGGGUACGUAAACCCGGAACCCAUCACAUAAUAACAGACUAUGCCAGUACUCGGAUAGAGUGCUAAAGUUUUGUUUAGUGGAAGUUAAGUAACGUAUUGGUGGUGUGGCGAUCGAAUGGGUAUAGGAGCAUUUUUUGUCUCUGUGUACAUAUAACUUGAAGGCCUUAGUGCGAGUGGGGAAUAUGUUGAAGACCAUGCCUUUCUCAGAGGAUGAAUGCAAGAUGAAACUUGCUUAUAGACUUUGGGGAAUAAAGCAAUAUCACAAAGUGCUAAAGAAUAACCUGAACGAGCUUGUUAAUCAGUUAAAUGCAAAUGUACAAAAUAUCCUGCAGGCCUCAGGAGUGGAGUUUAGGGAUGAGUAUAAGAAGGCAAAGAUACAACUGACUGAAGUUCUCGGUAUCAUCCUUGACCUCAGUAUAUGCUUUCAUAUGAAACAAACAGGUAACGCUCGUUUUGGCUUGACGUUGAAUGCUUCUGUUCCAUCUGUGCCAGAAGAAGGGAAAAAAAAUGUCUCUUUUGUGAACAAAGAGUUGCAGGAGGAAGACCAUGUGUAUCCCUAUCUGAACAUUGACAGUGCUGAACUUAAGGAAAAUAAUGCAGACUGUAAACUUCAGUUGAAAAGCCUUCUGCAGUUCCGUAAUUCCAGUACUAUUAUGAAAGAAUAUUCAGAAAAUGCAUUUUUGGAUACAAGGCCAGAUGUUCAAUUUUCUACUGAAAGCAAAGUAGAGAUGUCUCCAAGACCACCUGCAUUGUGCCAGUCAUGUCAAAUGAAUGAUAAUUGUGCAGCUCUGAACCAAAGCAGAAACUUUCAGGUGACACUAAAGUCCUGUGUUUGUCAGUCAAAACAGCCACUGGUAGUGAGCACUCCUGACACUGAAACAAAAGAUCCAGCAAUAGUAGAACCUUCUGUUACUUAUAAGAAGAGACUGGUUCCAGAAACUCAGUGUGUCAGUGAUGUGAAAGAACCAGUAGUAGAAAAACCUUUUGCUGGUGAUAUAAUGGAACCUAUGGAAUCUGGGUCCUACGCACGUGUUUUGAAUAGACCAACAGAGCCAUUUGAGAUUGAUAACAAAGACCAAGCUGUAUUGCAACCAUUUGCAAAUUUGAAGAAAACUGUGCCACAGGAACCUUCUUGCAUUGAUGAGAAAAGUUCAGUUGUGCUGGAGCCCUCAACUCUGGAUGAAAAGAUGCCAUUGAUAGUGGAAACGUUAGCCUUCACUGAAAGGAGACCAGUGGCAGAGGUUAUAGAUUACAGUAAACAAGCAGCAUUGCCAUCUUAUGAUACAUCAUUUGACUCCCUAUCCAAAGCACAGGUGUUGAUGGGUCACAGAGGAAUGUCACUGCUCAACAGUGCAUGCCCUGGCAAAGCAGUACCUCUCUUUAAUACUAGGAAUACAUGUCCAGGUAGCUCCACUAGUGUCUUGUGCACUGUUACAUCAGGAGCUGAAGUGUGGGACACAUAUGAGCUGUGUCUGGAGGAUGUAGGUUCUGUUUCUAGCAAUAAGAAAGUUGCUGAGAUGAAACCUUUACUUUCAAAUGAUACCAGAUUACUGUCUGUCUUACCAGACAGCCAUUGUCAACAGCCGGCAGACCAAGGCUUCAUUUGCAAAAUGCAGCAAAAAACAGGGGUGCUUUCCCAGCAGAACUCAGUCCCAGCAGUCUUUGACCCAAUGAAUAUAGCACCAGGGAUACAAAAAAGCAUCCUUUGUACUGAAACUUUGCAACCUUCCAGUUUGACAGCCUCCCUUGACCCUACUGUCCGUGGAAAAAGUGAUAUCCAAGAACCAAGGCGUUUGAUCCCAGAGUUUAAUGUUCAUCGUUGGGAUGAACUGGAAGUAGUAAUUAGCUAUGUAGUGGACCCUCAUUGUUUCUUCAUUCAGCGUGCUGGCAGAGCAUUGACCGACCUUAUGAAAAGGAUGAAUGAUAAAUAUAGUGGAAGUUCACCUUGCAAAACUGAUGUUAAAGGAUCUCAAGUCAGUGUCUACACCAUGGUUGAAGGAUCACAAGUCAAUGUCUGUUGGCAGAAGAAAAAGCUUUGGUACCGUGGCUUUGUUGUUAGAAAAAGGGCUGCUAAGAAUGAUGUGAAAAUGCAGGAUUGCAGUACAGAAUUUGCCCUAGUGCAGUUAGUUGAUUUUGGCAACUUGGUAGAGGUGCCCCUGUCGUGCUUGCAAGACCUUCAUUCAGACUUCUGUAUGCUGCCUAAACAAGCCCUGUGUGUAUCACUAAAGAAAGUGAUUCCUGUCCAUGGUUCAACUUGGUCUGCAGAGGAUAUAAGCUGGUUUACGAAUCAAGUGACUGGAAGGUCCUUCUAUGCCCGUCUGUACUUUGGUCACGGCUCUGAUGUGCAGGUAGAUCUCUUCAUGCAGAAAGGAAGAAUUGGCAUCAUGCGAAGAGGAGAAUCCUUUUCCCAAGUGAUGGUGAGAUUUGGAUUUGCAAAAAUGUCUGGAUACCCCAAAAAUCACCCAAGAGAUUUACAGAGGGGAAGGAAAAACAUAAUACCUCAAGAAUGGAAGAUGUUUCUUUGGAGAUAUUUAAGGUCUGAAAGAACAUAAUUUCCUGUGUUUCAUUUUGUGGAACUUGAAUAUCAACUACCACACAAGAACUCUUCAUGGAAACAAAAGGAAAGAAAUUUAACUUGGAAAUAAACCUGAUUACUAGAAGACAGUACAACAAUCUGAUAAAAGCAAGUUUUACAACUGACUGUAAAUUAUUUUGAGAGCUUUUGCUCUGUUGUUCUGGACUACUCUGGAGACUAGUGAAAGUGAAUGUACUGUUUAAUCUUAGAAAUUUCAUUCAGAGUUCUUUUUGAAAAGUUAGCACUGUUACUGUAUGACAUCUUUAUUCUAGUACUGCAUAGUUGCUGUAUACUCAUCGUUUUUGUAAAAGGGUUGUCAGAAGAUGUUGUGUCUUCAGUUCUGUGUCUACCAAUCUAUUUCUGCAUGUAUUACAUCCCAGUAUUAAAGCCUAGUAUGGUUCAAAGUGAAACUAA
Molecule: messenger RNA, 3163 nt
Organism: Protopterus annectens (West African lungfish)
Lineage: Eukaryota; Metazoa; Chordata; Ceratodontiformes; Protopteridae
Exons: 10
Coding region: 357-2726 (789 amino acids)
Source: RefSeq, a predicted model, not a curated record